AUGGGCAUAGAACGCAACUUCGCAGGCGAUCACAAGGCGCACCUGGGUUAUUGGGGUCCUCCAACUUCUGUGGCCAACUUUUGUGAAGAAGAUUACGCUGUUACUCUAUACAUCGCAGAAUUCGUCAAUAGCUUCACGAACCUUGCAUACGUAUACUGGGCGUUUCGGACGCUGUUGCCCGGAGAGAGCUUGCUCACUCAGCCCUCCAACCUGGCCCUCUUUUUCGUCGGCGUCUUCUCUCUAGUCUUCCACCUGACUUUGAAGUAUGAGACUCAGGUCUGCGACGACCUGUCCAUGUUCUGGGUAUGUGCAGCCCUCGUAUACGAGCUGUACACCCUGGGUUGGUCAAAACCGGCAAAGUUGUCAUUCGCUUUCAUCUUGACCGCUGUUCUCGGGGUCAUCAGUGCCUACCAUUACGCGCUCCAUCAGCUAUGGUUGCACAACACGACCUUUAUCGCCCUGGUCACCGCCAUCUGGCCAAGAGUCCUGUAUCUGAUCCGCACCCGAUUCAAGGGUGAGAAGAAACAAUACUGGACCAAGCAAUUCCGCGUGGGAGGUCUGUGCUUUCUGAUGGGAUUCGUCGUGUGGGCCAUUGACGGAGCGUAUUGCGGCGCCCUGCGAGAAACCAGAAAACAGCUGGGGAUCCCUCUCGCUUUUGUCUUGGAACUGCACGGAUGGUGGCAUAUCCUCACAGCCCUCGGCGCAGGGUAUUGUAUCCGAGUGACCAAGGUCCUUACCCAGGACCACGCGUCUGCGUAA
Messenger RNA from Fonsecaea pedrosoi CBS 271.37, 759 nucleotides. RefSeq lists its product as uncharacterized. The transcript has 3 exons. The record is from RefSeq and is a predicted model, not a curated record. Gene Ontology annotation, biological process: ceramide catabolic process; ceramide biosynthetic process. Bases 1 to 759 code for a protein of 252 amino acids. NCBI's taxonomy places the organism in Eukaryota, Fungi, Ascomycota, Eurotiomycetes, Chaetothyriales, Herpotrichiellaceae. Gene Ontology annotation, cellular component: endoplasmic reticulum membrane.